Molecule: messenger RNA, 1017 nt
Organism: Ogataea parapolymorpha DL-1
Lineage: Eukaryota; Fungi; Ascomycota; Pichiomycetes; Pichiales; Pichiaceae
Product: tRNA-dihydrouridine(20a/20b) synthase [NAD(P)+]
Exons: 1
Coding region: 1-1017 (338 amino acids)
Biological process (GO): tRNA processing
Molecular function (GO): flavin adenine dinucleotide binding; tRNA dihydrouridine synthase activity
Source: RefSeq, a predicted model, not a curated record
AUGGCCAGAAACCCAGAGGACAGUCCGUUGGCUGUUAUCGAGCGCUGUCGUCGUGAAAACCGGCCCGUUUUCGUGGCAGGACCGAUGGUGCGUUACUCCAAGCUGCCGUUCAGAGAGCUCGUUCGUGACUAUAAAGUUGACAUUGUCUACUCGCCCAUGAUCCUCGCACGGGAGUUUGUGCGGAACCACAACGCCAGGGCCAGUGAUUUUAGCACAAACCACCGCGAUAGGCCACUAAUAGUCCAAAUCGGAGCCAACAACGUCACAGAUCUGUUACGGAUGAUAGACAUGAUACACCCUUAUGUUGACGGUGUUGGGCUGAACUGCGGGUGUCCAAUCAAAGACCAGGUGAGAGAAGGUAUUGGUGCAGCACUGAUGUCGAAGAAGGAACUUGUUGCAGAAAUGGUGCACGCCGUCAAGGAGAAAUACGGCUCGAAGCUCGUAAUCGAGACAAAGAUCCGAGUCCACCACGAUAUCCAGGAGACUAUCGAGUUUGUGAAAAUGGUCGAGGCGGCAGGCGUUGAUUUUAUUACGGUCCAUGGCCGCACAAAGAACACGAGGUCAUCUGAGCCAUGCAACUUCGAAAAAAUUAAAGCCAUCAAGGAGGCCGUUUCCGUGCCUGUUAUUGCAAAUGGUGACUGCAGAUCUCUCGAGGACGCAUUCCGGAUAGCCAAAGACACGGGUUGCGACGGAGUCAUGGCAGCAAGAGGCAUUCUAAAUAACCCUGCUAUGUUUGCCGGCUACGAGAAGGCUCCGUGGGGAGCUAUUGAGAAGUUCUGGAACUUGAGCACCGCAUAUGGACUUCCUUUCCGUCUUCUCCAGCAUCAUUUGGGGUGCAUGCUUGUGGGACAGAUCAGCAAACAACUACAGAACGAGUUGAAUAGCAAGUCCAGUCUGCUGGAGCUGAUGGACUGGUUCGAUGCUAAUUUCGAGCUUAAACGGCCUACGGAUACCGGGUUCGGAACAGCAGUUGCUGUCCAGUACCGUCAAAAUAGACAAAAGCAGGCUCAUAUAUAA